UAGUGAUAAUGGAGCAUUUCAUCUUCAUCUUCCUCAAUCCACUUUACGUGGAGCUGGAGCAGAUUCAUCAAGAAUGAACCUAAUCUAAGCAGAUUUCCUUUUUUCAAUUCGUAUUAACCUAGAGUUUGUGUUCGCAUUUCUAGAUUCAUCAAUGUCAAAGAGGACACAUCUCGUUCAUUUCACUAAUCACGGCACUUCGAAGAGUGUAGAAUCGGAAGAGAACGAGAAUGGAUUUGAAAACUCUUCAAAUUCUAUCCAUUUUCUGACGAAGAGAUCGCCUCUGAAUACUAUUGCAGAUCCAUCUCAGUACAUUGGAGGAUUUAAAGAUUUGGAUUUCGGAUCGCUCCAGAAAUAUGAUGGUAGGUGGCCAAAUAUAUCACUGGAUAACAAACAGGAAGAAAGUGGUGGAACUCCUCGGGCUUCAACUGGUAAAGGAAAAGCACAAUCGGAAACAAGCUCUACUCACGGCACUCCAGUGAAGCGGAUGUCGAGUAUUGGAACUAGACCUCCUGGUCAUUCUGGAGCCAGAGGAGGGAGUUCUUAUAAGGUUAUUAGAGGAGCAUCGUUUGUGAAUCAUGAAGAUACAGUUGUUGUCCCAACGUUUGACCUUGAGGAAGAUCCUUCGUUUUGGAAGGAUCAUAAUGUGCAGGUUUUGAUUCGAAUCAGACCCUUAAGUAACAAUGAGGUGAUAUCUCAAGGACAUGGCCGAUGUUUGAAGCAAGAAAGUGCGCAUAGCUUAGUAUGGGUUGGCCAUCCCGAAACUAGGUUCACCUUUGAUCAUAUAGCUUCUGAGACAAUAUCACAGGAAAAGUUGUUCAACGUUGCUGGACUGCCAAUGGUGGAUAAUUGCAUUUCUGGAUAUAAUAGCUGCAUGUUCGCAUAUGGUCAGACGGGAAGUGGGAAGACAUAUACUAUGAUGGGUGACGUAUGUCAGAUGGAUGGAAAACUCAAUGAGGACUGUGGAAUUACCCCUCGCAUUUUUGAAUAUCUAUUCUCAAGGAUUAUAGAGGAAGAGGAGAAAAGGAGAGAUGAAAAACUGAAAUUCAGUUGCAGAUGCUCAUUCCUAGAGAUAUACAACGAGCAAAUAACUGAUCUCCUGGAGCCUUCAUCAACUAGUUUGCAACUCAGGGAGGACUUAAAGAAAGGGGUAUAUGUUGAAAAUCUUACUGAACAUAAUGUGCGAACUGUGAAUGAUGUGCUCAAGCUUUUGUCACAGGGUACUGCAAACAGGAAAAUGGCUGCAACCUACAUGAACAGUGAGAGCAGCCGUUCACACAGUGUUUUCACAUGUAUAGUUGAAAGCCAGUGGGAGAAAGAUUCACUGACUCACUUGAGAUUUGCAAGGUUAAAUCUAGUUGAUUUAGCUGGUUCAGAAAGGCAGAAGAGUUCUGGUGCUGAGGGUGAUCGCUUAAAGGAAGCUGCGAGUAUCAACAAAUCAUUGUCAACUCUGGGUCUGGUGAUAAUGUCCCUCGUUGAUCUGGCACAUGGGAAACACAAACAUGUACCGUAUAGGGACUCUAGACUCACAUUUCUGCUUCAGGAUUCUCUUGGUGGAAACUCAAAAACAACAGUUAUUGCAAAUGUUAGCCCAUCCAUUUGCUCUGGAUAUGAGACGCUAAGCACAUUGAAGUUUGCUCAACGUGCUAAACUUAUACAAAAUGAUGCUAAAAUAAAUGAAGAUGCUUCAGGCAAUGUAACCACACUACAAAGGCAGAUUCAACAAUUGAAGGGCCAGUUAUCCUUCUUGUUGGAACAACAUCAUAUGCCAAGUCCUUCACAACCUAACUUGAGUUAUUCACCGGAUUCUCACUUGCCUGGUGAAGUUAAUGUGCAUGGAGAUAGGGAGAAACUGAGUGAUAAUGAUAGAAAGAUGAAAUGCCUGGAAGCUAUUUUGGUUGGCACUAUCAGGAGGGAGAAACUGGCUGAGAGAACAAACAAGCAAUUGGAGGAAGAGCUUGAUCAAGCAAAUCUAUUAGCUCAAAAAAGAGAAGUUGAAGUUCAAAAGAUUCAAAGGAUGCUAAAGUUAAGUGGAGAAAGGAUUAGCCAAUUGGAAUUACUUGAACAUGGAUCCGGUGCUGAGAAGCAUCUGAUAGAGGAAACUAAUGUUCCCAAGGAAGAGACUCAGCUUCUUAAAGAGUGGAAUGAUACAGAUUCAGAGUUGACUCGAUUGCAAAUGGAAAACAGUAGAUUAGUCAAACAGCUUUCACUAUUUCAAGAAUUCUAUGAACAAGGAGAACGAAAAAAGCUGCUUGUUGAAAUUUCAGAAUUGCGAGAUCAGCUCCUAGAAACUCUUGAACAAAAGCAUGAUGGGCCAAAACAUUCUUUAGGGACUGGAGCACAGGAUAUUGACAAUGUGAAGGAGCUAAAAGAAUGCAAGUACAUGAAUUCCAAACUGAUUAGGGAGGUUGAUGAACUGGGUGCACAACUUGAGGAAUAUAUACGCGACAGCCAAUUGGUCACAGACAUAGAAAGCGAUACAACGAUAGUCAAACUAGCAGAUGACCUCUCACCGGUAGAGUGCUCAUCUAUGGCAUAUGAGCAGGGAGAGGAAAUAGAAUUUCAAAACAAGGAAAUUAAUGGAGAUUUAGAAAAUAUGCGUUCCAUGAUCAUGGAUUCCCUUGUUAUUCAACUGUUUGACACUGAAAAGGAGCUGGAAGAUGCUGAAGUUUUGAGUAAAGCAAAGGAACCCGAGGAAGUUGAAACGUUGCACAGUAAGCUAGACCAGUUGAGUAGAGACCUGGAGAAUGCUCAAUUACUCAAUCACAAAUAUCACGAGCAACAAGUAUCAAAACUUUCUGAGGAAAGUCAAGCUGAAUUAGUUCGAGAGCAGGUAGAGAUGGAAACAGCUAAAACCAUACUUCAGUUACAGGAAGAUAUUUCUUCUCUCCAGUCAGAACUUGGGGACAAAUUGUGUUAUAUGACGACAGAAAAUUUGAGACUGAAAAAGGUAGCAGAGGCUAAAGAUGACGAAAUGAGGAGAUUAUGCAAUGAUUGGGAACUGGCCACCCUGGAGCUAACAAACUUUCUUACAGAUGGUUCUCGAUCUCUCAAUGACGCCUCCUGUGAGAUUCAAAGUAUCGCUUCAUCAUUUCCAUGUGUCAAUGGUUGGCUAAAUGACCAUGUUGAGAGUGCUGCCAAAGUUUGUCUUCAAAAGGAGGAAACAAUUAUUUUGUUACAGAAGAGCUUGGAAGAUGCUCAAAAGAUGGUCUUGGAAAUGGAACAGAAAUUGAAUUUCUUGAAAGAAGCAGCAAUUGUUUUCUCUGAGGUUCAGAAGGAAGAAACUAAUCUAACUGCUAGUGAUGCUAUUAAAUUAGCUAUGCAGCCAAACUCAAAGCUCAACUCAAAUGAGUGUUUGGAGAAUAAACAUGUUUUGAAGAAAGAUCAUGUUAUUGAGGCAGGAGGAGUCAUGCCCAUGUCAAAGCUGGCCACUACUCUUGGAUCAAAUUCUCAACAUAUUAGUCAGAUGAAGGAUACAGAAUUGGCUACACAGAUACUUAAAAGUGCAAAUGCUAUUGUUGCAUCUAUUGAAGAUAUAGAUGGGUUUACCUCUGCUAUACAAAGUUCCAUCAUUGAAGCUUCUUCUUUUUACAGAGAGUUUAGUGGAACUUUAUUACAAGAUAUUUUCCAAAUGAGAGAGGAGUUUAAGACCAUGAAGGAAAACAUUGCUAGGGAUGAAAUUCCAUUUGUGGGAGAGAGAAAGUACCUUGAAAGAAACCAUUGUUGCAUUAGCCAUGGUUUUGAAAAGAAACUUGAAGAAAUCUGUAGAGAGUUCACUGCAAUAAACUCUUCUGUUAAGAAAAUAUUGCACGUAUGUGAAAACCCAGCGGGACUUUCACGUUUGGAAGAACUAGAUGGUCAAAAGGCUGCAUGUACUAGCUCAAACUCUGACUAUUUAGAAGAAUCUAUAUGUUCAGAUGAAUUUUCCAAACGAGUUUCACGUGUUUCCUGCAUUGAACGGACUGGAAGGACUACUGAGAAAGAUUUGGACACAGAAUCUGAUGGGCAUUUGAACCCGUCCAACAACUAUAAAGAAUCAGAAGGGUCUGCAAUACUUUCCAGAAGCUCAUUCAACAACAAAGCAGUAUUGUUAUGUUUGAAAGAGGAGAUUGAAAUGGCGAAUGAUGCUGCUAACUACUUACAUGUUCUGUUAGCUCCAUUUAUCAAUGAGGUAGACAAAGAGAUUGAAUCUGCAAGAUUUUGUACUCAGCAAUUUCUUGCUCAACCACGCUUCUGUGAUAUGAGAGAGAGUGUCAGGGAUAAGAAACUUAAUCCUGCUAGUUGCAUCACCAAACUUGAAGAAGUAUAUGCAGCCAUGAGCGAAGCUGAUAACAUGUUAAAAUCACUACUAAAAGCAAAUAAAACUGCAAACAACUUGGCUGAUAUGUGGAAAAUGGAAUGCAAUGAGCUAAUGGUGGAGAAAGAAAGCUUAACCAUUGAAAUUGAAAAGCUGCAAUCCUUGAUCAGUGUGAAAGACAGUGAAAAUGAAAUGUUGCAGAAUCAUAUUAAUUGUAGUCUGAAAGAAAUUAAUUAUGCUGUAUCUUCUCUUGAAGGAACCUUUCAGCAAAUGCAAACAGAACUAGUGGAAAUUCUUAAUGCUGAUUACGCCAAUGUGCGAGAGACGGUUGAGGGUACACUGAACCAUAUUUGCAAGUUCAGAUCAUUUCUUGAAGACAUAUGUGUUAUGACAACUGAAAAUGGGUUUUUAUUUGUUCUGAUGUCGGACAAUCAUAAGCGACAAUUUUUCAAUAGCAAAUCAUUCACAUCAGGCCCCUGUGGCAGUAUGCUCAGUUUACAAAGGAACCUAUUGAUGGAUAAGAAAGAAAAAUAUCUUUGGACUGGUGACAGUCAAUGCAUAAGUUCACAACAAAAUGAAGAAGGAGAUCAGAGAUGGAACGAGGGGACAUUGGUCCUAUCUGACAAUAAUCUACUACAUGAAAAUCACGUUUUGAAAAAAGAACUAGAGAGGAAAGAUGAUGUGUUAAAAGGUUUAUUCUUUGAUUUUAGUUUGCUACAGGAAGCAACUGCAACAACAAAGGAUUACAAAGAUGAACGCGAAAGAUUACUGUUGGUUUUAAGACAAGUCCAAAAAGAGCUAAUGAUGAAAACAAGUCAGGUCAAUGGAAUGCUGGAUGAGAAUAUUAAGCUCAAAAGUGGCUUAACAAAGUAUGUAAGGGGACUUGAUCAAGCUGAGGGAAGACUGAAUUUUCUAUCAGAAGAAAAUGAAGACUUAAGUGCCUUAGUUAAGGAUCUGCAAACUAAAAAUUCGGAAUUUCUGAACCAGUUAGUUGAACAGAGUGAAGUUGUCAAGAAUUUGGAGAAUGAAAUCCUCCGCUUGACUUGCUCUGCUGAUGAAAAGUCACUUCAGAGCAUGAUGGGUGAUUUGAGGAGGAUCACUGUAGAAAGAGAGGACCUUCAGAAUCUAGUUGCCUCCUUGCAAGAUAAGCUUGACAUGGCCUGUUCAUUUGCUGAUGAAAAUGAAGCUAUUGCUACAGAAGCUCGCCAGGAAUCUGAAGAAAGUAAAGUUUAUGCUGAGCAAAAGGAAGAGGAAGUCAAGAUUUUAGAACAUUCAGUUGAAGAGCUUGAAAGUACGAUUAAUAUAUUGGAAAAUAAGGUUCUUGAAAUGGAAGAAGGCAUAGAAAACCAGAGGUUAAUGAGAGAUUCUUUGGAGUACGAACUCGAGGAAUUGAAAGAGAGGAUGAUAACUGUUGAAACUUUCGCAGAGAAUAUAGACUCUGAAAAUUCAUUUCAGUAUCUUCCUGAUGAUCAAAUUUCCAGGAAACAUCAUAAUAGAUCUCUGGAGCACCAGGAGAUGAGCAAGCAUAUUAGGAUUCUUGAGGAAGAAAAAAUAGAAUUGAUUAAAGAGAUCAAACAAUAUAAAGAGUACAUCUCCGAGGUCAUAUUGCAUACAGAGGCACAAUCAUCCCAAUAUCAAGAGAAGUACACAAUCUUGGAAGCAAUGAUUGAUGAAGUGAAGACCAAUGCAGUGUCUUCCACUUGCAAUGCGUUGACAUUAGAUAGGUCUGAAAAAAGUUCAAGGCCACGAGGUUCCAGCUCACCUUUCAGAUGCAUAACAAAUUUAGUACAGCAGACUAACAUGGAGAUGGAUAGAGAGCUUUCAGAUGCUAGGCUUCGCAUACAAGAGCUGGAGGAACUUUUAAACUCUAGUCAGAAACAGGUGUGCGUGCUCAGUACAAGACUGUCAGCUGCUGAAAGCAUGACACAUGAUGUAAUUCGGGAUUUACUUGGCGUUAAGAUGGACAUCACAAACUAUGCAAACAUGAUAGAUCAACAUCAAUUACAAAGACUAGUGGAGGAAUCUCAGCAACAAAUGCAAGAGUUCAUAGCAAUGAAGGAAGAAAUUAGCAAUCUCAAGGAGCAUAUCGAUGGCCUACUUGAUCAAAGGGAAAGAUAUAUUUCAGAAGCAAAGAGAAGGCAGGCAGAAAUAAUCGCCACACAUAUAACGAUUGAACAGUUAGAAGAACACGACCGCUUGCUCACAUUACAAAACGAAAUGUUGAGGGUUGAGAAUGGUAAACUGCAGAGGAGGAUUUCAGAAAUGGAUGAAAGACUAAGAAAGCUUUUCGCAACACAAAAUGCUAAUGCUCCGCCACGAAUCCAGAAGCAGUUUAGGCUUAAGGAAAAUGGAAUUCCGAAUCAACAAGAGGAUGUCUCAGAAAUGAGUAGGAGAGUUGAAAAGUCGAGAAAGCUUCUAUCACAGGUGAAUAUGGAACCAAGUAGUUACCAUAAAUGAUAAUAGUAUAACAAUAACAGAACAUUCUUAGAUUUUAUGCAUUUUUUUGAGUGUUCAUUUCGUUCAUACUAUUUUCAAUGUUUCAAACAAUUCAUUAUUGCCUUUUUCUUAUAAAGUUUGCUUUGAUCGAUUGAAAUAAAACAGAAGAUUGCAUUUGA
Molecule: messenger RNA, 6909 nt
Organism: Impatiens glandulifera
Lineage: Eukaryota; Viridiplantae; Streptophyta; Magnoliopsida; Ericales; Balsaminaceae
Product: kinesin-like protein KIN-12C
Exons: 33
Coding region: 152-6751 (2199 amino acids)
Biological process (GO): microtubule-based movement
Molecular function (GO): ATP binding; microtubule motor activity; microtubule binding
Source: RefSeq, a predicted model, not a curated record